AUGGCGGCGCAAUGGCGCUUGGUGGCGUCUUGCGGGUCUUUGUGUGCGGCGCAUGCGGUGGCGGCUCCCGCGCUGCUUAUACCGUGCGGCCGAGGCGGUCCGAGGGCGGUGCGGCCGAGCGUCAGGUCGGGCAAGCAGACGCAGCGGUUGGCGGCGAGGGCCUUGUCGUGGCGGCAUGUGAGGCGGCAGGUGGCGGCGAGGCUGUUGGGCGAGGGCCCUAGUGGCCCGAGCCGCAGAGCGAGCCUGGUGGCGCGGCGCGAGGGCGGAUGGCGGCGAGCGGUGGCGGCGGGGCGGUGGCGGCGAGGGCUGGUAGCGGCGGAGGGCGGUGGCGGCAAAAGAGGGCCGGGUGCGGCCGAGGGCGGUGGCGGCGAGCGGGGUGGCGGCGAGGGCGGUGCGGCGAUGGGCGGUGCGCGCAGAGAGUCAGCGUGGUCGGCGAGCCCCGUGGCGGGCGAGGGCUGUUGCGGCAGAGGGCGGGUGGCGGCGAGGCGGGGUGGCGGCCGAGGGCGGCGUGGCUGCGACGGGCCGUGGCGGCCGAGGGUGGCUGGCGGCGAGGGCGGUGGCGGCGGAGGCGCGAGGGUAGCGGCGAGCGGCGGUAGGAGUGCGGUGGGCGGCGAAGCGGUGGCGGCGAGGGCGCCGCGCGGUGGCUUGGUAGGCGGUGGCCGGCGGGGCGAGAUAGGUGGCGGCGAGGGCGUGGUGGAGAGGCGGUGGCGGCCCGAGGGCAGUAACGCGCCCGGCGGCGGCCCGCGUCUCCGGCGCCUGCGUCGCCCCAGCGCCGCGCCGCCUUUGCCCACGCGCCGACGCAUACGCGCGGUGCGGGGCCCCGAGCAAUUUGCCAGCGCCUCGCCGCGCCGCGCCGCGCGGCGGGGCUGUAGCUUUGGAAUCCGCAACGCUUCUGCGUUCUGCGGGUGGCCUGCUGUGACGUCAUCUCCCGGCGCACUGCCACCACACUACCUCCCCCGCCACACCACGCCCCGCCACAUCCACCAACGCCGUCACCGCCGCCAUCCCCGCCGCUACGAGCGCAUCAUCACCACACAGCCGUCACCAACCGCCGUCACACCGCCGUCACACCUGCCGUCACCACCGCCGUCACCACCGGCCGUCACCACCGCCGUCACCACCGCCCGUCACCACCGCCGUCACCACCGCGUCACCACCCGUCACUCCUCCGCCGCCGUCCCUCCUCGCCCGCCGUUCAACCUCCUCCGCCGCCGUCACCUCCUCUCGCCGCCGUCACCAUCCUCCGCCUGCGUCACCCUCCUCCGCGCCGUCACCUCCGUCCGCCGCCGUCACUACCUCGCCGCCGUCCUCCCUCCGCUCCGUCACCGAUCCUCCGCCGCCGUCACCUCCUCCGCCGCGUCCUCCUCCGCCGCCGUCACCUCCUUCCGCCGUUCCGUCACUUCUUCCCGCGCUUUCACCUCUUUCGUUCGCGCCGUCCCCUCUUCCGCCGUCGUCACCGUCUUCCGCCGCCGUCCCUCCUCCGCCGCCGUCACCUCCGUCGCCGCCGUCCUUCCUGCCGCCCGUUCCACCUCCUCCGCCGCCGUCACCUCCUCCGCCGCCGUCACCUCCUCCGCGCCGUCACCUCCUCCGCCGCCGUCACCGUCCUCGCCGCCCGUCACCUCCUCCGCCGCCGUCCUGCCUCCGCGGCCGUCACCUCCUCCGCCGCCCGUCACCUCCUCCGCCGGGCGUCAACCUCCUCCGCCGCCGUCCCUCCCUCCGCGCCUCACCUCCCUUCCGGGCGCCGUCACCUCCUCCGCCGCCGUCACCUCCCUCCGCCGCCGUCCCCUCCUCCGCCGCCGUCACCUCUCCGGCCGCCGUCACCUCCUCCGGCCGCCGUCACCUUCCUCCGCCGCGUCAACCUCUCCGCCGCCGUCACUCCUCCGCCGCCGGUCACCUCUUCCGCCGCCGUCACCUCUUCCGCCCGCCGUCCACUCCUCCCGCCGCAGUACCUCCUUCCGCCGCCGUCACCAACCUCCUCCGUCCGCCGCCACCAUCUCCGCCGCCGGUCACCUCCUCCGCCGCGUCACCUCCUCCGUCCGCGUCACCUCCUCCGCCGCCGUCCUCCUCCGCCGCCGUCCACUCUCCGCCGCCGUCCCCUCCUCCCCCGCCGUCCCUCCUCCGCGCCCGGUCACCUCCUCCGCCGCCGUCACCGUCCCUCCGCCGCCGUCACCUCUCCGCCGCCGUCACCUCUCUCCGCCGCCGUCACCUCUCCGCCGCCGUCACCUGCACUCCGCCCGCCGUCCACCUCCCUCCGCUCCGCCGUCACCUCCUCCGCCGCGUCACCUCCUCCGCCGCCGUACCGCUCCUCCCGCCGCCGUCACUCCUCCGCCGCCGGUCACCUCUCCGCCGCCGUCAUCACCUCCUCCGCCGCCGUCCUCCUCACGCCGCCGUCAUCACCGUCCUACCGCCGCCCGUCAAUCACCUCCUCCGCCCCGCACCUCUCGCCCUUCAGCACCUCCUCCGCCGCCGUCAACCUCCUCCGCCCGCCUCACCUCUCCGCCCCGUCACCUCCUUCCGCCGCCCGUCACCUUCCUCCCGCCGCCGUCAACCUCCUCCGCCGCCGUCACCUCUCCCCGCCGUCACUCCCUCCGUCACCGCCGUCAACCCCUCGCGCUCGUCACCCUCCUCCGCCGCCUCGUCACCUCCUCCGCCGCCGUCACCUUCCCUCUCGCCGCCUCACCCUUUCCUCCGCCCGCCGCGUCACCCUCCUCGGCACCUCGCCGCCGUCACCUCCUCCGCCCGCCGUCACCUCCGCCGCCGUCACCUCUCCGCCCGCGUCACUCCUCCGCCGCCGUCACCUCCUCCGCCGCCGUCACCUCCUCCCGCCGUAUCUCCGCCGCCCGUCCUCCCGCCCCGUCACCCCUCCCCGCCGUCACCUCCUCCGCGCCGCCGUCACCUCCUCCGCCGCCGUCACCUCUCCGCCGCCGUCACCCUCCUCCGCCGCCGUCCUCCCGCCGCCGUUCACCCACCCUCCGCCGCCGUCAACCCCUCUCCGCCUGCCGUCACCAUCCCUCCCCGCCGUCCACCACUCCUCCGCGCGUCACCACCCUCCCCGCCGUCACCUCCUCCGCGUCAGCCGUCCCUCGCUCCGCCGCCGUCACCUACUUCGCCGUCACCCGCCGCGGCCGCCGUCACCUCCUCCGCGCCGCCGUCACCUCCUCCGCCCGUCCCCGCGCCGCCGCCCGUCACCACGCCGCGUCGCCGUCGCCGCCGCAUCCGCCACCGCCAUAUCCACCAUCGCCACCGCCCCAGCGCUCACCGCAGCGCGCCCCGCCCCGCCCCGCCCAGCGCUCGCGAUUUGCACUUCGCUGCACCGCGCCGCGGGCUGCGCUGACGGGCUCCCCCCCACUUGUUACGCUAUCGCCCUCGCGCUCUGCCUCGUUACGGCGCGAUUUGUGGAGGAAAGCGCGGCGCGGCGUGGCGCGGCGGCUCGCGAGGAAGACUUUAGCAGCGUACGGGACGCAAGGUUUUGUUCGUAUUUUGACUCAUAUUUCUAGUACACCUCAGUCCGAAGCUAUUUCAAGUAAUGUAGAUGGAAGAAGGAUUCGCCCGUCGCCCUGUCACCCGCCCCGCCGCCCGCCGCCCGCCGCCCAGCCGCCGCCCGCCCGCCGCCCGCCGCCCGCCGCCGCCCCCGCCGCCCGCCUGCCCGCCCCCGCCGCCCGCGGCCCGCGGCCCGCCGCCCGCCGCUCGCGCCCGCGGCCCGCCGCCCAGCCGCCCGCCGCCCGCCGCCUCGCCCCCAUCCGCAGCCCUAAGGCCAUGCCUCCUGCGGCCGUUCCUCACCGGGAGAUGCCAGACAGCGAAUACGUCACUGCCCGCCGCCCGCCGCCCUACGACCACGCCCUGCGGCCGUACCUCGCCGGGGGAUGGCCGGAGAGGCGAGGACGUUGUGACCCCAUCGCCGAAGCAACCGCAGCAGUCCCAGCCUCCCUGUCCACCCCUGCGACCCUGUUGUCGCUUCGGCCGCACCGCUUCCGCAGAGGCAAAUUGGGCCCGAAAGGGCCGUAA
Messenger RNA from Gryllus bimaculatus (two-spotted cricket), 4005 nucleotides. Lineage: Eukaryota; Metazoa; Arthropoda; Insecta; Orthoptera; Gryllidae. The record is from the annotation of a GenBank genome assembly.